Molecule: messenger RNA, 666 nt
Organism: Capronia epimyces CBS 606.96
Lineage: Eukaryota; Fungi; Ascomycota; Eurotiomycetes; Chaetothyriales; Herpotrichiellaceae
Exons: 3
Coding region: 1-666 (221 amino acids)
Biological process (GO): vesicle budding from membrane; late endosome to vacuole transport via multivesicular body sorting pathway
Cellular component (GO): ESCRT III complex; cytoplasmic side of plasma membrane; multivesicular body
Source: RefSeq, a predicted model, not a curated record
AUGUGGAGUUGGUUUGGCGGGGCAUCGGCGCAGGCCAGAAAAGAUGCGCCAAAGAAGGCGAUACUGAGCCUGCGCCAGCAGCUGGACAUGUUACAGAAGCGAGAGAAGUACCUGGAAAGCCAGAUGGCGGAACAAGAUGCGUUGGCGCGGAAGAACCUCUCGACAAACAAGACAGCGGCCAAAGCAGCUCUUCGACGCAAGAAGCUUCAUGAACGGACCUUGGAACAGACGUCUGCGCAGAUUACCCAGAUCGAACAACAAAUCUAUUCCAUCGAAGCCGCAAACAUCAACCAGGAAACCCUCAACGCGAUGAAGAAUGCGGGAGCCGCAAUGAAGCAGAUCCACGGCAACUUGACCAUCGACAAGGUCGACCAGACCAUGGACGAGCUGCGCGAGCAACAUGCUCUCGGGGAGGAGAUUGCAAAUGCCAUCACGAACGCGCCUAUCGGCGAGCCCAUCGACGAGGCCGAUCUCGAAGAAGAGCUGGAAGGCAUGGAGCAAGAAGCCAUGGAUGAGAGAAUGCUCAAGACUGGCCCCACGCCUGUCUCCGGCGAGAUCGCCCGGCUGCCUUCCGUUUCUACAGGUCCGAUAGGCAACAAGCCCUCGACGGUGGAGGAGGACGAAGAAGAAGAACUCCGGAAACUGCAAGCCGAGAUGGCUGUGUAA